Molecule: messenger RNA, 1022 nt
Organism: Helianthus annuus (common sunflower)
Lineage: Eukaryota; Viridiplantae; Streptophyta; Magnoliopsida; Asterales; Asteraceae
Product: putative vesicle-associated membrane protein 726
Exons: 5
Coding region: 197-862 (221 amino acids)
Biological process (GO): vesicle-mediated transport
Cellular component (GO): membrane
Source: RefSeq, a predicted model, not a curated record
AUCAUCAAAAAAUUCGAAAUUUGGAAACAGAUAACAGCUGGACGUUUCCGUUAUUUUCCACAUACACUUUGUUAACACCAAAAACAAAAACCCCCUUUCCUUUGAUUUCAAGCAAACCAAAUUCUCCACCAAUUCACGUUAUCUCCAUUCUUCAUCUCCAUAAACACAUCCCUACCUAGGGUUUCUACAGUCUAUCAUGGGCCAACAGUCGUUGAUCUACAGUUUUGUGGCCAGAGGAACGGUGAUUUUGUCAGAGUACACUGAAUUCACCGGUAAUUUUGUUAAUAUUGCUUCUCAGUGUCUCCAGAAGCUUCCUGCAACCAAUAAUAAGUUCACUUACUCCUGUGAUGGUCACACGUUUAACUAUCUCGUUCAUGAUGGAUUCACGUACUGUGUGGUCGCCAUAGAAUCUGUCGGUCGACAGAUUCCAAUGGCUUUUCUUGAAAGAAUCAAGGAUGAUUUUGCCAAGAAAUAUGCUGGAGGGAAAGCUUCAACCGCUCUUGCAAACAGUCUGAAUAAAGAAUUCGGUCCCAAGCUGAAGGAGCAAAUGCAAUAUUGUGUGGACCAUCAAGAAGAGAUCAGCAAGCUUUCGAAAGUCAAAGCCCAGGUUUCAGAAGUCAAAGGUGUGAUGUUGGAGAACAUUGAGAAGGUUCUUGACCGUGGAGAGAAGAUCGAGCUUCUGGUUGAUAAAACAGAGAGUCUUCACUCUCAAGCACAGGGAUUUAGGACGCAGGGUACGCAGUUGAGAAGGAAAAUGUGGUUCAAGAAUAUGAAGAUUAAACUGAUAGUUCUAGCGAUCGUCAUUGCGCUGAUUCUCGUUAUAUUUUUUUCUGCUUGUCAUGGUGUCAAAUGUGUCAAGUGAAUGGUUUCUCUAACCUAUGUUCACCUGCUUGCCUUUAUUUUGUUUCUUUCUUUUUUUCAAAUUUUUGAUUGAUUAUAAAAGGUUAUACUGCGAGACAACAUUUGUAUAGGUUUGUACCUAUAAAGUAAUUUCUAUUUCUAUAUACAUUAUUUUGAUAUAA